Molecule: messenger RNA, 4647 nt
Organism: Anopheles coustani
Lineage: Eukaryota; Metazoa; Arthropoda; Insecta; Diptera; Culicidae
Product: protein fem-1 homolog CG6966
Exons: 8
Coding region: 1090-3054 (654 amino acids)
Molecular function (GO): protein binding
Source: RefSeq, a predicted model, not a curated record
AGAAAAAGUCAUAAGGUGCGGGCAGUUAGCCUUUCACAGUUGAAGCAUACUUUUCCAACACGCCGAGAUCGAUAGAAGAAACAACCCAAAAGCGGGGUCGAGAACGCACGAAACAACGCAGCAAUCGUCGAGGUAGAAGCGAUUAGGAACCUUUUCUGGUGACUUCUUCCAGAGCAGAGACCAUCAGGUGCUGCUAUUUGUUACUCGAAACUGCCAAGCCUCCGAUAAGCGAACGCUCGAGUGAAAAGUGUAAUGUCAUUUUGUUUCCGUACUCCGCAACCCGGAGCAUUUGAUGCGAAGAGAAAAGUCAACGUAAAAGAAUAAAAAACACGAUUUUGUUGUCUUUCGAGCGGAAGUUUCCCUCUGCUCCUUGAGUUUCCUUUGUUCCCUUCCACUGAUUCCAACCGAUCAGUGAGGAAAUAGAGUUGAAGGCGAGCAGCGAAAACCAAGCCAGAUAAACAGAGCGGAGGAAAUCCCAGCGGGAAGAAGAACACCGACGGCCGAGUAAGAAGACGAAGCAGAGCGAGAGAGCGCCACAGCAUCCUUUUUGCAGCCGUGGAAAACCCACAACGGGAAAAGCAGGUACUGCCAGCGACAAAUUACGUCGUCGCCUCCUUUUUGCGCCGUGCAAGGAUAAACAAGCGGAUUAGAAAUCAAUCCAAGCAGUCGAAACGAAGUGUCAUCGGGAUAAACAACCGUCCCGAAGUUGAAGAAACCACGCGAAGGUUUACCGUAGGAUCUGGUGCUCCGUGUAGUGGAGGGUUGUAUGUGUGCUUGCGCGUCCGUGUGACGUAGUGGAAAAGUGCAUGUUUGUGCCCCCGGGGGCCUGUGGUGUAGCUCCUGUGUUUGUGCGUGUGUUUUGUGUGUGUGGUUGCCUAUGAAGUGAAAGCAAAAGGAGCCGUGAGCUGGAAGUAGAAGAUAGAAGGAAUCCCAGCGAAGAAAGAAGGAGCUCAUAAAAGGGCCUAAGAAAGGUCGCCCGUCUACGUUAGGCGUUUCCCAGAACCGACCCGGGAUCGUGGGAUUUCUCCUUGAGCUUGGGCCACGCGGGGUACAAGUGCAGCACAAUCCUGCGUGGAACGUCGGGCCCCGAUGACUUCGUCCCAACCGUCAUCCGACGCAGCAGCCGUCGGCCAACAAACGAUGGCCGAAAACGGAACGAUGCUGCCCUCGGUGGUGGAGAGCGUGUUCAACGCGGCUCGCAGUGGCAACUUGCUUGCGCUGAAGAAAUGGACCUCCAGACUGAUGCCGAACGACCUCAAAACGCUGGUUACGAUGAAAACGAACGGCGUCACGCCGCUACUGAUCGCCUGCCGGAACGGCCACUUCGACGUGGUACAGUAUCUGAUCAAGCGGUGCCACGCGGACGUGGAGCAGGCCGGUUCGGUCAUCUUCGACGGCGAGCAGAUCGAGGGCGCCCCGCCACUCUGGUGCGCAUCGGCCGCCGGUCACACCAACAUAGUUAAGCUCUUAGUCCAACACGGUGCCAAAGUGAACAGUACAACCAAAACGAACAGCACACCACUGCGGGCGGCCUGCUUCGAUGGGCACUACGAAAUCGUCAAGUAUCUCGUUUCACACGGUGCAGACAUUGAAGUCGCAAAUCGUCACGGGCACACCUGUCUCAUGAUCGCCUGCUACAAAGGACACUACAAAAUCGCACAAUAUUUACUCUCGCUGAAAACGGACGUGAACCGGCGUAGCGUGAAAGGCAACACAGCCCUGCACGAUUGCGCCGAGUCCGGGUCGCUGGAGAUCCUGCAGUUACUGCUUCAACAUGGCGCCACAAUGGACGUGGAUUCUUAUGGUAUGACUCCCCUGUUGGCCGCUAGCGUUACCGGACACCUGCCGAUCGUAGAACAUCUGAUCAAGCUGCCGUUUGUGUCACGAGACGAUCGCAUUGCAGCCCUGGAGCUGCUCGGUGCCACGUACGUCGACAAGAAGCGCGAUAUGCUCGGUGCUCUAUCGUUCUGGAAGCGUGCCAUGGAGGACAGAUACAACAACAGUCCGGUUAUGCCGAAACCGACGCGUGAUCCGGUACCCGCGUACGACUACGUGCAGGAAGUGAACAAUCUCAGCACGCUCGAGGAGCUCGUGAUGGACCCGGACGAGAUGCGCAUGCAGGCCCUGCUGAUACGUGAGCGGAUAUUGGGUCCGGUCCAUCCGGACACGAGCUACUACAUUCGGUUCCGCGGUGCCGUGUACGCCGACUCGGGUCGCUUCGAUCGGUGCAUCGAGCUGUGGACCUACGCGCUGUCGAUGCAGCAAAGCAUCCUGGAGCCGCUCAACCCGAUGACGCAGUCGUCACUGCUGUCCUUUGCCGAGCUGUUCAGCUACAUGCUCGGCGAAGUGGGCCGCCCGAUCACACGCGGGCGCAUCGUGCCACCGAUCGAAACCUCCGACAUGUUGGUCGUGUUCAAGAAGUCGAUCAGCGAGGUACAGCUCGGCCAAAAGAUGCUCGAUCGAAUGCAGUACCACGAGCGGGAUCACUGUGCGCUCACCCGGGCGCUGGUCAUAUCGUUGCACUUGGCCUGCCUGUUGGUGCGGCUGCUCGACGAGGAGGAGGAAAUGUGCACUGAGGAGAUGAAACACCAGAUCCUGCAGGCGUUGUACGAUCUGGUUAGCUUAAAGAUCGUUUCGAAAACCGGUCAGUCGGCACUUCAUCUGGCGUGCUACAAAGACGCAGCCCUCGUCGGACGCUAUCCAGUGUGUCAGCUUCCAUCGCCACGGCUAGUAAAAGCCCUGCUGCAGGUCGGCGCCGAUCCAAACGCACAGGACGACAGUGGCAACACACCGCUACACAUGGCUGCUCAAACACGACCAUGCCCGGCCAGUUUGGCACAGGUUCUACUAGAAUAUGGUGCCCAUUUGGAUACGAAAAACGUCGAUGGUGAUACGUUCGAGACGCUCCUGCAAAACCAGCAGCUACACGAGCUGGUCAACCCGAUCAAGUACACCCGGCUGUCCUGCUUGGCCGCUCGUGCCAUCAAGCGUUACGCAAUCAACUGCCAGGAUGAGAUUCCCAAGUGUUUGUUGGCGUUCGUCGAUUCGCACUAACACCAGCCUUCUAGCGACGGCUGCCGCGGUUUCCGUUCGUCCUGGCGGUAGAACCGGCUAGCCAGUGACCGCGUUAUGUUGCCUAUACUUAGCUAGAUCGAAAAGAUUCGUGAGCAAAGGACGCUUGUCUAGGGGCAGGAACUGUUAUUAUCGAACGUUUUUAGGGGUUUAAGGCACACAGUGAAAGAGAAAAUGAUCACGAGAGAAUUUAUUGACUUCAAGCAAACUUGGGUGCAACUGUCGCCACCAUUUCGCUGCCAUUUGUGUAAGGAGGAGGGAUAGGAGAAGAAAACAGAGACACACUUUUCCCCCGUUAACGGUUGCCAGAGCAAACUGUUUCAUUUCACCGGAGUGUCGCGGACAGUCGAUGCGAAAGAGGACCCGGUUACACCUCUGUCGCUAUCGGGCCUGCAAACGUUCCGAUGUUCCGAUUGCGAUGCGAUGAGCCACUUCCAUUUGAUUCCGAACCACUCUCCCAAACUCCGACUUUGCCGACACCGACGAUCAGCCAACGAUUUGAGCGAGCAUCAAAACGAUUUCGGAGUGAUCCUGUGACACGUCGGAUUGGUAUCAAAAAUGGGACAAAACGAUGGAGGUGGUGUGUGUAUCGUCUAUUUACUGUUAUUGUUUAAGUAUCAUUUCCUAUAUUGCCCUCCUCGGAAGAAGGAAUUUCUUAUUGGAUGAAGAUCACUAGAGAUUUCUAUGGAGCGCGCUAGAGCUUUUCGGUGGUGUUCAGAAAAUUGGUUUCGUUUUGUUCUCCCCAUUUUUUAUCGUUUGAUAGCUAGGAAUGUAAUAAAUUUUAUCGUAAAAUAAAUAUUAAAAAUGAUUAGGAAAACUUUGUGAACAAAGCAGGAGGUGUACAAUCGUUGAAUGGCAGGACCGGAGUAACAUGAAGUUCACAGGCCGUUAUUGUAAUCUGCAAGAGAAGUUGCGGAAAAUUUGGUACUAGUAUUGCACAGGUUUUCCAGCACUCUAGUGGAGGAUUGGGCAGUGAAAUUUUAUUUCGUUCAUAUUCAUUUUAAACUAAACCUGCGUUUGUUCAAGUAUGCUUUUUCGGUAGAGAAUUAUUGGGCAAAGUUUGAAGUACGACCGAUUAGCAAAGGAAAGUAUUUUUGUCGUACACGAACGACCGAGGAGGUCCGUAGCAGCAAAUAAGCAGCGAAAUGAGCCGGAAAUUUUUGAAAGUUGACACGACACUUUCAAUAUCGAACUCGUAAAGUUGUUAGAGUAACAGACAGGGCGUUGAUCGUACGUUAGAAAGGGGCAGGAUAGAAUAUAACCGUAGUUUGAUAGCGUUCAUCAAACCAAUCAUCUACCAAUCAAACUCUAGCGAUUGCUCCAGCCGGAUUAUGCUAAAGUGUGGCCGGAGUUUCGUAUUGAUACUGAUUUGUAACCGUGUGAUAGCAACGAGAGAAAGGAAGAGUCCGAGAGGCAUAAGUACGCGAUCGCGAUCGAGGCACGUGUAAUGCGUUCGUUUUUUCUUUGGCGAUAGCGAAAGUAUCUUCUUAGGUUCUGCUUUUUCUGAACUUUAGCCUAUAGUGAAAGUCUAGUUGUGUAAGUGCAAUCCAAUAAAGAAUGAUCCCUCAAACAUUA